GCCGACCUGGCUCUGGGCGAGGAGGUUUUCAGCAACAACUGCGCCGCGUGCCACAUGGGCGGCAACAACAGCGUGCAGGUGGAGAAGACGCUGCGCAAGGCGGCGCUGGAGCAGUACCUCGAAGGCGGGUUCAACCAGCCCGCCAUCAUUUACCAGGUGGAGAACGGCAAGAACGCGAUGCCGGCGUGGGGCGAUCGGCUGAGCGAGGAGGAGAUCGAGGCGGUGGCUGCCUAUGUCUUCAAGCAGGUGAGGGUGGGGCGCAGAAAGAAUGGCGGCAGCUGCCACCUGCAGUGCAGCUGA
This is a messenger RNA of Chlorella variabilis, 300 nucleotides long. RefSeq lists its product as hypothetical. Gene Ontology annotation, molecular function: heme binding; iron ion binding; electron transfer activity. The transcript has 3 exons. The record is from RefSeq and is a predicted model, not a curated record. The annotation marks the transcript as partial. NCBI's taxonomy places the organism in Eukaryota, Viridiplantae, Chlorophyta, Trebouxiophyceae, Chlorellales, Chlorellaceae.